ACAAAUGUCACCUUCUCGGUUCGAAGCUUGGGCUCGUCUUUUUGUUACUAAAUUUCUUGGAAGUCAUAUCUCCACUGACCGUUUAAUCUUAACGGAGGAAGGGGGUGCAACUUUCACCUUCAAGGGAGCUAGUAAAAAAAGUUCUCUAGAAGUUGUUCUCAAAGUUCACAACCCUCAGUUUUACUGGAAGGUAACGACGCGGGCUGACAUAGGCCUUGCAGAUGCUUAUAUUGAUGGAGAUCUUUCUUUUGCUGACAAAGACCAAGGUCUUCUACAUCUUAUCAUGGCGAAUAUGAAAAGGGGUUGGUGGACACCAUCGUUAUUUACAGCAGGUAUUGCUUCAGCAAAGUUUUUUCUUCAGCAUGUUCUGAGGCAAAAUACUCUUACUCAAGCUCGCAGGAACAUCUCUCAUCAUUAUGACCUGAGUAACGAGGUUUUUUCUCUAUUUCUGGGAGAAACAAUGGCGUACUCGUGUGCAAUAUUUAAGACUGAAGAUGAAGACUUAGAUACAGCUCAGUUGAGGAAAAUCUCGGCUCUGAUUGAAAAGGCAAGAAUCGAUAAGAAGCAUGAAAUUCUUGACAUUGGUUGUGGCUGGGGAACUUUUGCAAUUGAAGUUGUCAAACAAACAGGAUGCAAAUGCACGGGUCUCACUCUGUCUGUGGAGCAACUGAAAUAUGCAGAAAUGAAAGUCAAGGAAGCUGGUCUGCAGGAUCAUAUCAGACUUCUCCUCUGUGAUUAUCGUGAAUUGCCUAAAGGCUAUAAAUACGAUAUAAUCGUAUCUUGUGAAAUGAUAGAGCAUGUGGGUCAUGAAUACAUGGAGGAUUUUUUUAGUAGCUGCGAAUCAGCAUUGGCAGAAGAUGGGCUUCUUGUUCUACAGUCUACAUCUAUAGCAGAUGAGCGUUAUGAUGAGUACAGGCGAAGUUCUGAUUUUAUUAAGGAAUAUAUUUUUCCCGGUGGAUGUUUGCCCUCAUUGAGUAGGAUAACAUCAGCCAUGGGUGUAGCAUCAAGACUCUGUGUGGAGCAUGUGGAAAAUAUAGGAAGUCAUUACUAUCAUACGUUAAGAAGGUGGAGGAAAAAUUUCUUGGAAAACAAGAGCAAAAUUCUUGCCAUGGGAUUCGAUGAGAAGUUCAUCAGGACAUGGGAGUAUUAUUUUGACUACUGCGCUGCUGGUUUCAAGUCGUAUACCCUUUGGAAUUAUCAGAUUGUAUUUUCACGUCCUGGCAAUGUCGGAGUAUUAGGUAAUCCGUACAAAGGUUUUCCAUCGGCAUAUCGACACGAUGAACAACACUCCUGGGAACACAGGAGUGCUAUAUCCAUUACAAAACCCGUCGUGCAGGAUCUCAAGAUAGUGGACAAAUGGACUGUGUUGAUGAAUAUCAUUCCAUACAGUGGACAAAUGGACUUUAUUGAUAGAGAUAUUGCAGGUGGGGAAGAACCAACGAAGGCAAUGGAUGAUUUGCUUGCCAUAUCGCUCAGGUGCAUUCUUCCUCAAAAUGAGAGGCCUAACAUCAGACAAGUCUUUGAUGAUCUCUGUUCUAUAUCUCGUCAAGACUGGGGACGGAGGCCAUUUCGGUUUCUCAACUGCUGGCUGGAGCACCCUUUAUUUUUUGAGAACCUCAAACUCUCCUGGACUAAAGCCUGUGCUGAGCAUGCUGGCAGAUUCAGCUUAUUAAGAAAGCUUAGUUAUUUGGCAUCUACUAUCCGGAAAUGGAAUGAGAACUCUUUUGGCAACCAGGAUGAGAGGUUCUACAAGGCCACGGAUUGGUUCACUGGGCCUGAUGGAUUCACAUUCAACUUGUACAAGGCAGCUUGGUCAUUGAUUGGAGAUGAGUUAUUUCAUGUGGUGUCUGAAUUUUUCAGAGUAGGAAAAAUGCCAAAGGGUGUUGACACUUCAUAUGUUACACUGUUGCCUAAGAACGCACACUCAACAAAAUUCAAGGAUUUCAGACCAAUCAGUUUGAUUCAUGGUGCAUACAAAAUUGUUGGGAAGCUGCUCUCGUCACGGAUAUGA
This is a messenger RNA of Populus euphratica (Euphrates poplar), 2011 nucleotides long. RefSeq lists its product as uncharacterized. Gene Ontology annotation, molecular function: methyltransferase activity. Bases 5 to 2011 code for a protein of 668 amino acids. The record is from RefSeq and is a predicted model, not a curated record. The transcript has 17 exons. NCBI's taxonomy places the organism in Eukaryota, Viridiplantae, Streptophyta, Magnoliopsida, Malpighiales, Salicaceae.